Populus trichocarpa (black cottonwood) is the source of this 1539-nucleotide messenger RNA. RefSeq lists its product as uncharacterized. Gene Ontology annotation, molecular function: nucleic acid binding; DNA-directed RNA polymerase activity; zinc ion binding. Gene Ontology annotation, cellular component: RNA polymerase III complex. The transcript is spliced from 6 exons. The record is from RefSeq and is a predicted model, not a curated record. Gene Ontology annotation, biological process: DNA-templated transcription; termination of RNA polymerase III transcription. Lineage: Eukaryota; Viridiplantae; Streptophyta; Magnoliopsida; Malpighiales; Salicaceae. The coding region runs from base 901 to 1239 and encodes 112 amino acids.
CAUAACUUAUUUGAAAGAUAACUGAGAGAAGGGUUAAGUCAAUAAAUUAGAUACAUUUACCCUAAUCUCUCUCUCUCAAUCUCAGGCUCUCAGCCAUUAAUGAUUCAACAAUUAACCAGGCACCGUGAGAUCGACGGCUUCCUCUUCAUCAACAACACUCUCCUUUUUUUCCCGUCAUCAACACUUCAACAGCUUUCUCUCCAGUCUUCACUCUUCAUCAACAGCGCUUUCCUUUUUUUUUUUUUCCCAUCAUCAACGGCAUCCUUUUCAGUCUUCACUGAAUCAUUAUUCAUCAACAGAAGACAAUAAAUUUACCAAACUGAACAACUGGAAAAGCUCAUCUUGCUCGAAGGGUGUUGCUGUCCGAAUCUUGACUCUGUCGUGAUUGCAUGGCGAUGUUUUGCCGUGGUAAAAAAAUCAGAGCUAGAAUGAAGAAAAUGGAGAUCAAACAUUUGGAUAAGCAUUUAUGCUAACUUGUACCUGCCACUGCCAGGCUAUUUGCCAAUAGCCAACUCUAUUUUGUCUAGCUCUGCAGCAGAAGCAUUAUUAAUUAUAGCCUUUUUUCCUUAGUUUGAUAGUCUCAUUUUUUUUAAAACGUCGAUAAUGCCAUUCCCAAUCAUCUUUGAUUAUUGCAUAUACAGUCUCCGUGAGUCCACCACCAGCUAACACAAAAACUAACAUCAACGCUGCCUCCUUCUCUACAGACCAUCCCUCUCGCCAUCAUAAAAAAGACCCCACCAGAACACAUCUCCAUCGCGUUCGGCCCGCCAGCAGCCGACUGCACCUCGCGGUUGCUGCACGAGGCCGUCAUCUGCGAUCACCGGCCUGAAGGUUCUGACUUUUCUAAGAUAGGAGAAAGAAGUCGUCAAAUUAGGGUAUCAGAGAACGAGGAAGAAAAAAAUGGAAUUUUGCCCAACAUGUGGGAUGCUAUUGCGAUAUGAGACGCCAAAUAUGGGGCAAGCAGCUAGAUUUUAUUGCCCUACCUGUCCCUAUUUCGCUUCGAUUGAGAGCAGGGUUAAGAUAAAGAGAAAGCAAAAGCUUGCUAAGAAAGAAAUUGAACCUAUUUUCACCCUCGAGGACAUGAAGACAGGCGGUGCUGAAACUGAUGCAACAUGUCCCCAUUGCAACUUCGGAAGGGCCUGUUUCCAGCAGAUACAGAUUAGAUCAGCUGAUGAGCCAGCAACAACAUUUUACUUCUGCUUGAAUGAGAAGUGUGGGAGGAUGUGGCGUGAGGACUGAGGACAGCAACCUGUCUUGUAAACCUCACAAAUGACACGCACAUCUUCACAUGUCUCGAGUUUCCAUCCUCAGAUGCUUCAAAGUUUUCCAGUUAGCACGUUUUUGUGUACAAUGUUACAGAUUUGAGACAUCAGUUUAUACAGGAGAAGCUGCUAAAAAUGUUCCGAUUCCAAGCAAACAGCUUAGCUUUUAGGUUCUUUUCUCUUGAUUAAUUCCGGAGUUUUUUCUUUUCUUCAGGGUUCUCCUUGUUUCGGGCUUAUUUAACAUGAAUAAAAAUAAUUACUUUUCAACUUAAACAAA